Messenger RNA from Hemicordylus capensis (graceful crag lizard), 6220 nucleotides. RefSeq names its product SREBF chaperone (gene SCAP). Lineage: Eukaryota; Metazoa; Chordata; Lepidosauria; Squamata; Cordylidae. Gene Ontology annotation, biological process: SREBP signaling pathway. Gene Ontology annotation, cellular component: endoplasmic reticulum membrane; Golgi membrane. The record is from RefSeq and is a predicted model, not a curated record. Gene Ontology annotation, molecular function: protein binding; sterol binding.
GGCGCGGCCCGAGGGAGCACGCGAGCCGAUGUGGGGUGCGCGCGCAGGGGAAAGGGGAAAGGGCGUUCGGGGCAGGCGCGAGGAAGAGGAGGAGCACGAGGCGGCACCACCGGUGGCGCGCCGGGCGGCCGGGCAUCAAAACACACCACGCCGCCGCCACCACCACCGCGGAACACGGCCGCCGCCGCCGCCGCUUUCCCGUAGAGCAGGAAGAGAACUGUACCUGCUACUAGCCCUGCUACAUGUAUGGCUAAGUUGUCAUCCCAGGACUGGCUCUCUUAUUUGAGGUGUAACUACAGUUAGAUGUUUGGCCAUGACAGAAAUGUAGCUGUAGGUCAACAAAAACUUGUUCAGUGCAAUGGAGCUGCUCAUCAUCAUGGGAAGGGUUGUUGAUUAAUCAGAGCAUACAUCUGAGAUGAGAGACUACCCCUGGAAGUCUAAAGCAGUGCGAGUUUGGCAUGAAGUCUUAUUUGCUUAAUGAUAGAGGAAUGCAAAAUAGCUCAGAGCCUUCCAGGAAAGCCAGCAUGAAAAGACUUUUGUCUUGCAGAUAGUGCCUUUUCUAAUGUGCUGCUCAUGAUAGGCUCCCCUGAACCCCUGCUGACACAUUCCGGGAUGGCAGCUAGCUGAUGGGCAGCUGAGGAUGACCUUGACUGACAGACUGCGUGAGAAGAUAUCACGGGCGUUCUACAACCAUGGGCUGUUGUGUGCUUCCUACCCUAUUCCAAUCAUCCUCUUCACUGGCCUCUGUGUCCUGGCUUGCUGCUAUCCAUUGCUGAAACUCCCCUUACCCGGCACUGGACCUGUGGAAUAUACCACCUCUGUGAAGGACUACUCUCAGCCUCCAGCCUCCCCUGCCCACCAGCAAGGAGAGCCAAACGAGAGGCCUGACUGGUAUACCGGUGCUCCUGUCGCCUACAUCCAGCAGGUCUUAGUGAAAGCCACCGUCUCUCCAUGGCCCAAUAACUUCCUGGCUGUUGAUGUGUUCCGGUCACCGCUCUCCCGCGUGUUCCAGCUAGUGGAGGAGAUCAGAAAUCACGUCCUGCGAGACGGCUCCAGUAUCAAAAGUUUGGAAGAAAUCUGCCUUCAGGUGACAGAUCUCCUGCCCAACUUAAAGAAGCUUCGGGGCCUUCUUCCUGAACAUGGUUGCCUGCUGUUGUCUCCAGGCAAUUUCUGGCAGAAUGACCGGGAGCGCUUCAGUGCUGACUCUGAUAUCAUUAAAACCAUCCACCAGCAUGAACCAAAGACAUUGCAGACAUCAGCUACCCCCAAAGAUCUGCUGUUUGGAGUCCCAGGGAAAUACAGUGGGGUGAAUUUGUACAACAGGAAGCGAGUGGUAACCUACACCAUCACACUGGGUCUCCAGCACUAUGAUUCCAGGCUCCUCUCCAGCCUCCGCUCCCGCCUCAAGCUGCUGCACCCCAGCCCCAACUGCACUCUGCGGGAGGAGCAGAUUGUCCACGUCCACUUCAAGGAGGAGAUUGGCAUCGCUGAGCUGAUCCCUCUCGUCACCACCUACAUUAUCCUCUUUGCCUACAUCUACUUCUCCACGCGCAAGAUCGACAUGGUGAAAUCCAAGUGGGGCUUAGCGCUGGCUGCAGUUGUGACGGUCCUCAGCUCUCUGCUCAUGUCGGUCGGCCUGUGCACGCUCUUUGGCCUGACACCGACUCUCAAUGGCGGAGAGAUUUUCCCUUACCUUGUGGUCGUAAUUGGCCUGGAGAAUGUGUUGGUUCUCACCAAAUCUGUUGUUUCCACACCAGUUGACCUGGAAGUGAAGCUGAGGAUUGCACAAGGCUUGAGCAAUGAGAGCUGGUCCAUUAUGAAGAACAUGGCCACGGAGCUGGGGAUUAUUCUGAUUGGUUACUUCACCCUCGUCCCGGCCAUCCAGGAAUUCUGCCUUUUUGCAGUGGUUGGCCUGGUGUCUGACUUCUUCCUCCAGAUGCUCUUCUUCACCACCGUCCUGUCCAUUGACAUUCGCCGAAUGGAGCUUGCUGACCUGAACAAGCGGCUCCCGGCUGAAGCCUGCAUGCCUCCCACCAAGCCGGUGAGCCACUCCCAGCGGUAUGAGCGCCAGCCGGCCAUGCGGCCUGCCACCCCCCACACCAUCACCCUUCAGCCCUCGUCCUUGAGGAAUCUGCGCCUGCCCAAGCGCCUGCGGGUGAUCUACUUCUUUGCCAGGACCCGGCUGGCACAGCGGCUCAUCAUGACUGGAACAGUAGUUUGGAUCGGCAUCCUGGUCUACACGGACCCUGCAGGCCUCCGGCCCUACCUGGCCUCGCAAGUCACGGAGCAGAGCCCGCUGGGCGAGGCUGGGCUGCCGGCCAUGCCUGUCCCCGGGGAGGUCCUUCCCACUGGCGACGCCAAGCUGUCCCUCUCGGUCUUCCCUUCGGACCCAGUGCAGCAGCUGUCGGAGAACCAGACGCUGGAUUCUCUGAACAGGCAGGAGGUGGGGCACCAUGCCAAGGCUGAGGAGCAAGAGAGGCGGGUAAGCAGCGGGCAGCCGGAGCUGGGCCCCAAGGCGGAAGUGACGUGGGGAACAGAGGACGAAGAAAUCUGGAGGAAGCUCUCCUUCCGGCACUGGCCAUCUCUCUUCAGCUACUACAACAUCACUCUGGCCAAAAGGUACAUCAGCAUCCUCCCGGUGAUCCCAGUCACUCUGUACCUGAAUCCGCAAGAGGCCUUAGAAGCGCGCCACCCCCAGGAGGCCAGUCGCUACCACCCCUUCUUCCACCUGGGCGGUGGGAAAUCGGAGCAGGCAGACCAGCUGGCAGAAGGGGCUGCCAGGUCCCAAGGACACCGGGACCUCACGCUCUACAAGGUUGCUGCCUUGGGCUUGGCCUCUGGGAUCCUUCUGGUCCUCUUGCUCUUCUGCCUCUACAAAGUCUUGUGCCCCAAAAACUACGGGCAGAACGGGCUCUCCCACAGCCGGAGGAGGAGGGGGGACCUGCCCUGCGAUGACUACGGCUACUCCCCGCCUGAGACGGAGAUCAUUCCUCUGGUCCUCAGAGGCCACCUCAUGGACAUUGAGUGCCUGGCUAGCGAUGGGAUGCUGCUUGUCAGCUGCUGCUUGGUGGGACAGAUCCGGGUGUGGGACGCUCAGACCGGCGACUGCCUCACAGUCAUCCCGAAGCAAGGGCUGCGCCGAGACAACAGCGGGCUCUUUGAUUACCAGGACUGCAGGGAUCCCGGCCCAGACGGCAGCAGCGGGCUGGACAACCCCUUCGAGGGCAGCCACCCCUUCAAGAGGGCCCGGAGCCCACCUCAGCCCCCGCUCUUCCUGGACCAGCCGGACCUCAGCUCCCUCAUUGACACCAACUUCUCCGAGCAGGCCAAGGCGGCCGUCCCGGAGCCUCGCCACCGCUCCGCCUGCAGCCGGCAGAAGGAGUCGGGCUACGACUUCAGCAGCUUAGUGGAGAAGGUCUAUGAAGAGCAGAGCGCCGCCAACUGCACGAACUUCCCGGCUUCUCUGCCCCCCACGGACAGCCCCCGCAGGAGCAGCCUGGGGGACGAGCCUUGUGUGGGGGGGCUGGACAAGAGCUCUCCUCUGCCCUCCUGGGGCGGCGACCUGGAAAGCUCCAUCUGGAGCUUGGAGCUGCAGGGGAACCUCAUCGCGGCUGGCCGGAGCAACGGGAGGCUGGAGGUGUGGGAUGCCAUCGAGGGCACCCUGAGGUGCAGCAGUGAAGAUGGCCAGUCGGGCAUCACCUCCCUUGUCUUCCUGAACAGCAGGGUUGUGGUGGCCAGGCUAAACGGCUCCCUGGAUUUCUACUCCUUGAAGACUCGGGCCUCCUUGGAUCGCCUGCAGUUCCCAGGAACUCCAGGCAGGAGUAGCCUCCCCUCCUCUCCCAUGUACAGCAGCAAUGAUGUCAUCACGUGUCAGCUGACCCACACGGUGACAUGCGCUCAUCAGAAGCCAAUCACGGCCCUGAAGGCUGCAGCGGGCCGGCUGGUCACGGGGAGCCAGGACCACACGUUGCGAGUGUAUCGCCUGGAAGAUUCGUGCUGCCUCUUUACGCUGCAAGGCCAUUCGGGAGCCAUCACAGCAGUCUACGUUGACCAGACCAUGGCGCUCGCAAGUGGGGGCCAGGAUGGGGCCAUCUGCCUCUGGGACAUGCUGACGGGGAGCAGAGUGAGCCACAUGUACGCCCACCGUGGGGAUGUCACCUCUUUGACCUGCACGACUACCUGCGUGAUCAGCAGCGGCUUGGACGACGUCAUCAGCAUCUGGGACCGCAGCUCGGGGAUCAAGCACUAUUCCAUUCAGCAGGACAUGGGCUGUGGGGCCAGCCUGGGCGUGAUCUCUGAUAACCUGCUGGUGACCGGAGGGCAGGGCUGCGUUUCCUUCUGGGACAUCGGCUACGGUGACCUGCUGCAGACCGUUUACCUGGGCAAGAGCAACGAGUCGCAGCCUGCCCGGCAGAUCCUGGUGCUGGAGAACGCGGCUAUCGUCUGCAACUUUGGAAGCGAACUCAGCCUGGUCUAUGUACCCUCUGUGCUGGAGAAGCGAGACUGAAGGGGUGGGGUUCUGGCGGCAUGUGGGGCAAGGGCCCCCUCCCACCAGCUGCUUUUUCUAGUGGCACUGGGCAGGGGUCAGGCAUCCUGGGUCUCUUGGCGUUGCAAGGAGUCUCCCACCCCAGGAGGAAAGCAGCCACCAUCUCUCUCUCUCUCGCUCAGCAGUGCUUUUUCUCUUCCUUUGGGGUAAAGAGGGGUGUUGAAACUUCGAGGGCUGGCAGGAGUCUUGGGUUGGUCUCAUUUCCCUCCUGCAGGGAAGGGACUUGAGCAGCAGGGGCUUCUGGGGGGAGAGGCGGGGAGCAAGGCUGGCCUCUUGGGUCUGGUCCAGUCCAGCUCUCCACUCACGCUUGGUUAUUUUGAGGGGGGGGGGCAGCUGAGCUUAGAGGAAGGGGCUGCAGAGGGCGGCUGCAUUGGAGCAGUUUGCUCUGGCUGUUCUCCUUGCAGGCGCUUCGUAAGCUGGUAGCCAGCGGGGAUUGCCCUGGCCCUGGUGUGUGCGGGAGGGAGAGGCGAUAGGCCCUGCCUGUGCUGAAGCUGGCCCUGCGCACCACCACGGGAAAGAGCUGCCGCUUCCACACACACGCGCGCACCGUGUCAGCCCCGCCUCUGCUCCAUCCUGCGGUCCUGGACUGCACAGUUCUGAGGGAAGGGAAAUGGGGAGACCUUGUGGCUUGAGCCUGUCGCUGGUGCAGAUUCGACCCCAAGCAGCCUCCCGGGGGGUGAGGCGAGACGGCUGAGCUGGGCAAACGGCCCUGCAGCCUCUUCCCUCCUCGCCGGGAGCAGCGCCGGACUUCGGGCCGUCUGCCUAAGGCCCUGCUUCCUCCCUGCCCGCCCGCCCGCCGGCAGCCGGCCAGCCUGUUGUGCUCGCUGCCCUAUUUAUGUGUGUGCUGUGUACAUAGUUAUUUAUUGAGACGUGUGAGCGGAGGGGCAGGGAGGGCUGGCAGCUGGGAACGCACCCCAGCUGUGGCCCAGAGCGGGGACCAAGAGAAGCCGGGAGCAAAGAAGAGGAGGGGGAGAGGCUCUGCUGCCGUGGCACAAGCAAGAGGCCCUGCAGCGCGGCAGCCCUUGAGUGCAGAGAGGGCCGGUCUGGUCCCCCUGCAUGUUCGGGGCGGCAGGGGCGAGCGCCGCUGCCGCCUCUUGCUCAGGCCAGCUUUUCAUACACUACACAGCUGCCAGGAGGCAGUGGCUUUGCCUGCCCUCUCUCAAGCAGUCAGGCGGGGAACAGAGAUCUGCACCAGAGGGCUGGAAAGGGGAGAUUUAACUGACAGAACAAAGCGGGGCGGGGGGGAGAGCAGCUAGAACAAUUGGAAAGGUGGGGUUUUUUAAAAUUUAAAGCCAUUGACUAUGUAGUUAAUGUUUUGUGUUUAAUUUAAUGCCUUUUAUUGUAGGGAGCACUGUAGCCUACUAAAGGAUGCUUUGGGAUUAACCUGCUGUAUUCCCUGCCUCAGUUCCCCAAGUGGAGUAGUGCUCUGCUGCUCCGGGGUGGGGGCACACUACUGUAUACAACGCUGGCCCGUGAAUGCCCGCGGCUGGCCCUCAACCCCACCCCACCCCUUUCGGCUUGUUCGUGUCCACACCAUGCCGCAGGUGGCCUUAGCUCUACUGUGCCCUUUGGAUGGUGCGGUGGAAGCUGCUUUUGUACCAGAUUGUGUUUUAUAUAUCUAUCUAUAUAUAUAAUGCAUACAGGGACAGAGGCAUUAAAAGAGAUCUAACGUGA